AUGUCUGUCGACUCUUCUUUACUUCAAUCUAUCAUUGAUAGAUCGUCUGAUGGUCCACAUGUGGAAAAAUUUCAGGAAAUCAUUGAAACGCAUACAGUUGAAGUUUUGCCUUUUCAGGAGUGGAGAUUCGAGAUUAAUUCCAACGAUAAGCUCAAACUCCGUCUUCUUAAAGGAACGGCAGAGAUAUUUGGAACAGAGGUUUCUCCAAAUAUCGAUUUGACUCUCCAAGGAUCCUUAAAAUCGUCUAUAUCCACUUUUUCUGGAUGUACUAUCAAGUAUUGGAACUGUCAACCAAGUUCUGAGUAUGUUGGUGAAGAGAGUUGUAUUGGCAGUUAUCUCAAUUUACAUUUAGGCUUAGAGAAUCUGAGGAUCAACAGUCAAACGGGAGGUCCUAGAGUGUUGAUAAUCGGACCUAAGGACUCUGGUAAAACGAGUUUGUCCAGAGUAUUGGUUUCUUAUGCUGAGAAAAUGGACAGAAGACCUCUUUUGGUGAACUUGAGUCCACGUGAUUCUAUCUUUACUAUGCCGGGUUCGUUGACAGCCACGGCAAUUUCUGGAAUGCUUAAUAUCGAAAAUAUUACCUUAGGAGAAACAAUCACUACAGGGCCGUCGUUUUAUCAUCCCAAGCAACCACUGGUUAAGUGCUUUGGUUUGGAGAAUUAUAGAGACAAUCUUAAACUAUACAAAUAUCUUAUUGAAAGGCUCAGCGAUUCUGUUGAGAAGCGUUUGAUGGCCAGCGAAGAUGUCAGAAAAGCCGGAAUCGUAAUAGAUACACCUGCAUUUCAUAUCGGUGACUUUGAAGUGAUUCAAGAAAUUAUAGAUGACUUUAAAGUAGAUGUUUUGGUGGUUAUUGGCAACGAAAGAUUACUGGUAGACCUUAAACGAAAGUUGAAAUACGACAGCAGUAAACUGAAGUUACUCAAAGUGAGCAAAUCAAGUGGAUGUAUCGAUGUGGAUGACAAAUACAAGAGAGAAAUGCAGCAGAGAGCCAUUAAGGAGUAUUUUUACGGUAUGGAUAAUUCACAAUUGAGUCCGUAUACCAUUAUGGUGAACUUGAAAGAGUUCAUUUUUAUGAAACCUAAAGAGUUAGCGGCGCUGAAUAUGGCAUUUAUGAGUACAGAUGCUGUGGAAGAUGAAGCUAAUAAAACUAGUGCUGAAAUCAAGUAUUCUGAUUUCAUGGAAAGAGUGAAAAUCGCGUCAUCCAGUAACUUAGAGAAUGCUAUUUUAGCGAUAGCUGACGAUUCAGACUUGGAAGUGGGUAAGUAUGUGACGGCGGUAGACGAUAAGGAGGGUAAUUUGGAACUUAUCAAGGCAAUAGCAGGACGGAGUGUUUUGGGAUAUUGCUAUGUCUUAGGAUGCAACGAUAAGGAAGGUAAGGCCAAAUUACUCAUACCGUCACCGGUUCAACAUCUUCCUACGAAGACGUUCAUCCUUACACAAUUCAGGUAUCAUGAAUAA
Brettanomyces nanus is the source of this 1458-nucleotide messenger RNA. RefSeq lists its product as uncharacterized. Gene Ontology annotation, biological process: tRNA splicing, via endonucleolytic cleavage and ligation. Gene Ontology annotation, cellular component: nucleus; mRNA cleavage factor complex. The transcript has a single exon. NCBI's taxonomy places the organism in Eukaryota, Fungi, Ascomycota, Pichiomycetes, Pichiales, Pichiaceae. The record is from RefSeq and is a predicted model, not a curated record. The coding region runs from base 1 to 1458 and encodes 485 amino acids. Gene Ontology annotation, molecular function: polynucleotide 5'-hydroxyl-kinase activity.